GACAUUUAGCUUACGACCUCGAAAAAUAGAAAAAAAAAUUAAAAUUGUGUUGAUGUUUUGCCAUUGAAAAUCAAAUAAAGGACAAACAAAUCAAAUGAAAUAUUUCUAGUAAUAUUACAAUUAUUUUCUUUUACAAAAUAUACACUGUAAAAUGUCGUUUCUACUGCACACAAUGAAGCUAUUUACUGCAGGAAAAACAACACUGACCGGCUUGCAAAAUGCUCGAAAUCUCAUGUCGAAAAGCCUAUAUUAUAGUGAAUUUGGAGAUCCACUUAACGUUGUUAAGUUUAGGGAGAUAGAAGUACCUCCUCUAAAAAGUCAAGAAGUUUUAGUUAGAAUGCUAGCUGCACCAGUCAACCCAGCGGACAUAAACACCAUACAAGGAAAAUAUCCUGUUAAGAUUAAGUUGCCUGUAAUACCAGGAAAUGAGGGUGUAGGAGUUGUAGAAGAAGUUGGCAGUGACGUAAAAAACUUAUCCGCAGGAAACAGAGUAAUAGUGACAGAACCGAUACAAGGUACUUGGCGAGACAUUGGUGUCUUUCACCAUGAUGUAUUGCGGGUCGUCCCAGACAAUUUAGGGUUAGUAGAAGCAGCUACGCUCACAGUUAACCCCUGCACAGCAUACAGAAUGUUGUUGGACUUCAAAAAUGUAAAGGACGGUCACAUUGUCAUACAAAAUGGGGCUAACAGUGCUUGUGGACAGAAUGUCAUCCAAAUAUGCAAAGCCUGGGGUAUAAAAAAUAUAAAUAUUGUCAGAAACAGACCAGAAAUCAAUGAACUGAAAAAAUAUUUAGAAUGUUUAGGGGCCACUUAUGUUCUUACAGAGGAAGAAUUGAGAACUACAACUUUAUUUAAAGAUAAACAGAUUAAGAAGCCUUUAUUGGCUUUAAACUGUGUAGGUGGAAAGAGUGCAUUGGAAAUUGUAAGGCAUUUAGAUAAAACUGGUGUGAUGGUAACUUAUGGAGCAAUGUCAAGGGACCCAGUUACCAUUCCAAACUCAGCACUUAUUUUCAAAAACAUAUCUUUUUAUGGAUUUUGGAUGACUGCCUGGAAGGAAAAAGCGUCAGCAGUGGAAAAAGAAGAAAUGAUAGCAGACCUUGUUAAUAUGAUGUGUGAGAAAAAGCUUGUAGGGCCUGUCCAUAAAAUGGUAAAGUUUGAUAAAUAUGAAGAAGCACUUGGUAAUGCAUUGACAUCUAAGGGUUUCACUGGGUGUAAAUAUCUGUUAGAUUUUAGUUGAUAAGUUUAAUGUGAUAAACCAUGAAUGUGAUAAAUUAAUAUAAGAUAAGAUAGUAAACUCUGAUACAAAAGAA
Messenger RNA from Bicyclus anynana (squinting bush brown), 1310 nucleotides. RefSeq names its product enoyl-[acyl-carrier-protein] reductase, mitochondrial. The transcript is spliced from 2 exons. Gene Ontology annotation, molecular function: trans-2-enoyl-CoA reductase (NADPH) activity. Lineage: Eukaryota; Metazoa; Arthropoda; Insecta; Lepidoptera; Nymphalidae. The record is from RefSeq and is a predicted model, not a curated record. Bases 152 to 1237 code for a protein of 361 amino acids. Gene Ontology annotation, cellular component: mitochondrion. Gene Ontology annotation, biological process: fatty acid metabolic process.